Haliotis rufescens (red abalone) is the source of this 1591-nucleotide messenger RNA. RefSeq names its product serine--tRNA ligase, mitochondrial-like. Lineage: Eukaryota; Metazoa; Mollusca; Gastropoda; Lepetellida; Haliotidae. Gene Ontology annotation, molecular function: ATP binding; serine-tRNA ligase activity; tRNA binding. Bases 168 to 1577 code for a protein of 469 amino acids. Gene Ontology annotation, cellular component: mitochondrion. Gene Ontology annotation, biological process: mitochondrial seryl-tRNA aminoacylation. The record is from RefSeq and is a predicted model, not a curated record. The transcript has 16 exons.
CCUUCUCUAUAUCCAAUAUGGCUGCGCCCAUGAAAACAAAUGUGAAAUACUUUGACUGCAGACAGCCCAAAUGAUCAAAAGAUACCGCAGACAAAUUGACGUGACGUUUUGAAGUUUCCACGCAUUGGAACUUUCACAUAUGUUGGUUGCCAAAAUCUCAAACUUUCAUGAUGCUUGUGUCUGAAAUUAUUUCACCUGUUAUCAAGCAGUGUCUUGCAAGGGUUGUUAAUCAGUCUCGGUUUAAACGCCUACUUACUUCCCCACACAUACCCUGCCGCCGAUGUCCCCAGCGAAAACUUCACUCUAACAGUAAAGAACAAGUUCCCCAAGCCUGGCAGGAAUCAUUUCAUCUAGAACCUCCACAACUCGAUCUUCAAUAUCUGUGCAAUCCACAAAAUACUGAGCAGAUUCAUCAAAAUAUUGUCAACAGAAAAGGAGUUGGUGAUAUUCAUAAAGUGGUUUCCCUAUGGCAGGAGUAUAACAAGGCCACUGAGGCUGACUACAAGAAGGAAGUAUGGAAACAGCUGAUUGCUGCAGCUCAGGACAUCCCCAAUACAAGCCAUCCCACUUCUCCAAUUGGUGAUGAGGAUCAAGCCAGAGUAGUCUCCCUUGUUGGCACAAAACGAGAGUUUGAUUUCAAGCCAAAGACAGUGGUGGAACUCGGAGACAAGCUGGGCUUACUAAGAACCGACAAUGUCUCCAUGACAACUGGUGAGAGGACAUACUACUUGAAGGAUGAGCUGGCGAGGCUGGAACAAGCUCUGAUUCAGUACACAGUGGACAGGGUCAAGCAGAAGGGGUUCCAGUUGGUGACGGUGCCUGAUAUGAUUCACUCAGCUGUCAUUGAGAGCUGUGGCUUCAAGACAUCAGGGGAGAGAACUCAGGUAUACAAGUUGGACCCAAGCAAACAUGGCGACGUCUGUCUUGCAGGAACGUCUGAGAUGCCUCUGGCAGGAUAUUUCAUGAAUGAAGAGCUGCAGCUAGAUCAGCUUCCAGUAAAAUUGUCAUCAAUCAGCCGAUGUUACCGGGCUGAGACAUCCGAGUUACAGGAGGAGAAGGGCAUCUACAGAGUGCAUCAGUUUACGAAGGUGGAGUUGUUUGGAGUGAGCUGCAGUGAGGGCGGCGGGGAGAGUGACCGUCUGCUGGAGGAACUCCUGGAUCUACAGAAGAACCUCUUUGCUGAUCUCGGGCUGCACUUCAGAGUCCUGGACAUGCCGACCCACGAGCUAGGAGCCCCCGCCUACAGGAAGUACGACAUCGAGGCCUGGAUGCCAGGGAAACAGUUCUGGGGAGAGAUUUCUAGUUCCUCCAGCUGCACAGACUACCAGAGCCGUCGUCUCCACAUCAAGUACAGAGGGCAGGACGGCCAUCUCAAACACGUCCACACAGUGAACGGAACGGCCUGCGCUGUUCCCCGGAUGAUCAUGGCCAUCAUGGAGAACAGCCAGAACCAGGAUGGGUCUGUCAGUCUCCCGGAAGUGCUGUGGCCUUACAUGAACACAGAAGUCAUCACCAAGUCACACAGCAUUGUUCAACCUCACUGGAUCAGGUUGAAAAAGAUCAAGUCAAAGAAAUAAAUGUCUUUUUCAUA